AUGGUUGAUGCUACAGACAGAGCUUUACCAUUGAUCGUUGGUAAGGACACAGAAUCUGAAUGGAAGCGAGCGAAUGCAUUUCACACUAUCCUUUCGUUGUGCUCAACGGUUGCGAUGUCUGUACUGCUUGGACCGGAGUUCUCCAUGGACACAUCUCUCAUACAAACUAUUAUGAUGUACAAUACUGCGAUAAUGCCCAGCUGUGCCAAACGGACCAGCUAUCCUCGCAUCCUCCGGCCAUUUGUAUGGCGCCUUUCACCCCUCUGUCGUGCAGUGAAGUCAGAUCUAUUGAAGACAAAGAUAAAGCUGAUCCCAGAGAUAAAACACCGCAUCGAUAUCGCACGGUCGAAAAAAUGGUGGCUGGAGGAAGGCCCAAUGUCUCUCUUGGAUGGCCUCAUCGAGACAGCAUUCGAAAAAGGCUGUUUGAGUCGCAGUAGCGAUCGCGGGGAUGAUGAUCAGCAGGUAGCUUUAUUGGCCGAGGAGAUCAUAUUUUAUCACUUUGAACUAUCCAUGCCCGUUGUGUUCUUUAUUAUCUUCGCUGUGUACGUGAUUAUGAACAACAAGGAAUACUUGACUCCUCUCCGGGAGGAAAUUAGCGAGGCUUUAAAGCUGUCCGGGGGAAGCUUCACACUCGAUACACUGAAUCAUGCCCCAAAGUUGGCAAGCUUUGUCAAGGAGACAUGUCGUUUUUUCCGCCGCGUGAUGAAGCCAAUUCACCUAGAAUCGAUCAAUUUAUCUCUAAAGCCUGGCACCAUCAUUAUGGCACCUGGUAGAGAUGUCCAUCUUGACCCGGAUUAUUAUGACAACCCGACCACAUUCAACGGGUACCGCUUCUACGAUGCGAGUCGCGGAACCUGCACUCCGCAUAUAUCUACCACCUCCCCGACAUUCCUCACAUUCUCUCACGGAAUAAGUGCCUGUCCGGCACGGGUUCUUGCGACUCAAAUCACUCGAACUAUCUUUAUCAUGUUUCUUCUUAAGUUUGAUGUGGAACUCGCACAUGAAGAGAUGCCAGCGUACGGCUUCGCUAAUGGGCCAGCAUAUCUACCUAAUCCCUCGGUCAUGAUACGAGUAAGGCCCUGCCAGAAAGACGUCUUAGGAGUGUGA
Messenger RNA from Aspergillus oryzae RIB40, 1107 nucleotides. Its product is annotated as cytochrome P450. Gene Ontology annotation, molecular function: oxidoreductase activity, acting on paired donors, with incorporation or reduction of molecular oxygen; iron ion binding; heme binding. Lineage: Eukaryota; Fungi; Ascomycota; Eurotiomycetes; Eurotiales; Aspergillaceae. The record is from RefSeq and is a predicted model, not a curated record. The transcript is spliced from 3 exons. Bases 1 to 1107 code for a protein of 368 amino acids.